AUGCAUGGUCAACCGACACCGUAUAUGGGUGGUAGUGGUGCUGGUGGUGCUGGUGGUGUCGGUUAUAUUCCAGAUCCUUAUCAAAUGGCUGUGAUGAAUCAACAGAUGAGCGGGUUGACGUUAUUUGAACCUGAGUUGUCAGUUGGUCCACAACAGAAUUUUGUCUUUCAAGUAAGGGAUCACAAUGUUGUUUUAUCAUCCCCCAUUCACUAUAGUCUGGUUGAUUUGUCAAAUUGUUUCUGCUUUCCUACUCAUGAGAAUGUAAAACCUGCUUGCGAAGCAGUAGAAUGUGACGUUUAUCUAUCAGUGUCUGUUUAA
This is a messenger RNA of Trichobilharzia regenti, 318 nucleotides long. The record is from the annotation of a GenBank genome assembly. Lineage: Eukaryota; Metazoa; Platyhelminthes; Trematoda; Strigeidida; Schistosomatidae.